Molecule: messenger RNA, 462 nt
Organism: Lodderomyces margitis
Lineage: Eukaryota; Fungi; Ascomycota; Pichiomycetes; Serinales; Debaryomycetaceae
Gene: COX4
Product: cytochrome c oxidase subunit IV
Exons: 1
Coding region: 1-462 (153 amino acids)
Biological process (GO): mitochondrial electron transport, cytochrome c to oxygen
Cellular component (GO): mitochondrial envelope
Source: RefSeq, a predicted model, not a curated record
AUGCUUUCACGUUCAUUAAGAAUUGCUAGUCAAAGAAGAUUCUUAUCUUCGACUAGAAUUUUAGCCAACAAGGCUCCUCAAACCACUGAAGUUAAAACUGCUCAAGAUUUGGCUGAAGUCACCGGCCCUUCCUCCUUGAUCGGUCCUGGUGCCAAGCCAGGUACUAUUCCAACAGAUUGGGACCAAUCUACUGGUUUACAGAGAUUGGAACUUUUAGGUAAGAGAGAAGGUGUCGAUGUGUUUGACAUGGAAAUGCCAAUCACUGAAGGUAAAGGUACCAUGGCAGACCCAUUCUUGGUACCAACUUAUAUUGGAUACAGAUACGUUGGAUGUAAAGGUACUGCAGAAGAAGCCCACAAACCAUACUGGAUGAAGGUCGAAGAAGGUAAACCAUCGAGAUGUUGGCACUGUGGAACUGUUUUAAAGACCAAAUACUUGGGUGAACCAGGUAUGGCUCAUUAA